Strongylus vulgaris is the source of this 243-nucleotide messenger RNA. Lineage: Eukaryota; Metazoa; Nematoda; Chromadorea; Rhabditida; Strongylidae. The record is from the annotation of a GenBank genome assembly.
AUGACCGUCGGGUUGGCACCAAACGCUGGCGAGUUGCCAACAGUGUUACCAGCUCCAAAACGGGAUUUCAACAAACGAUUCAGUGUACCACGGCAAUUAUCAGAACGUCGGGUUACAAUUCGGCCUUAUGAAAGCUUCAGGGAUCGAAGGGACUCAGAAAUACCGCAGAUAACAUUUGGAUUUGCUGCGCUGAGUACUUACGGAGAAGGAAGAGAAGGAGCUGAAAAUGAAGCUUUAGGUUAG